AUACUUAGCUUGUCAAUCCCCACCUGUGCAAGGGCAGAUUUGCUUUUCUCCAUCCUGCGCAUGCAAACACCUUUUGUGUAUCUCUUUCCUACUCGCACAUGUAUUGAUUGUAAAAAACAAAACAAAACAAAUAAUUUACAUCUCCCAUUUGAGUUUUGUUAAUUUUUUUUUUUUAAGGGAGUUACUGAGGAGCCUACCACCACGUUCUCCUCCCCGAGGCCCAUUUCAACGCCACCCACGGCUUUUCCCCUCCUCUUUUCGAUUUGCGCAAAGCCAGGCGAAAAAAAAAUGUUUGUAAGGCACCUCUCAGGCUUGAUUAGGGCUCCCCCGGCGAUCGGCCGAGCGGCACAGAGAAACUACUUCGCCCCCACGGGAAGGCUCCUCCCUCCGCGACAUGGCACGACCAUACUGUGCGUGCGCAAGAACAACGAAGUGUGUCUAAUCGGAGAUGGUAUGGUCUCUCAAGGAACAAUGAUCGUCAAAGGGAACGCAAAAAAAAUAAGGAGGCUGAAGGACAACAUUUUGAUGGGGUUCGCGGGGGCGACGGCGGACUGCUUCACCCUGCUGGACAAGUUUGAAACGAAAAUCGACGAAUACCCAAAUCAGCUUCUCCGCAGCUGUGUCGAACUAGCCAAACUAUGGAGAACCGACAGGUACUUGCGACAUCUGGAGGCAGUCCUAAUAGUGGCGGACAAAGAUGUACUGUUGGAGGUAACUGGUAACGGAGACGUUUUGGAACCUUCUGGAAAUGUCUUGGGCACAGGGUCGGGGGGACCAUAUGCCAUAGCAGCAGCCAGGGCACUCUACGACGUGGAGAAUCUCAGCGCCAAGGACAUCGCCUACAAAGCAAUGAACAUUGCUGCGGACAUGUGUUGCCACACGAACAACAAUUUUAUAUGCGAAACGCUUUGA
Messenger RNA from Plasmodium cynomolgi strain B, 912 nucleotides. Its product is annotated as heat shock protein hslv. Gene Ontology annotation, cellular component: proteasome core complex; HslUV protease complex. The record is from RefSeq and is a predicted model, not a curated record. The transcript has 5 exons. Gene Ontology annotation, molecular function: threonine-type endopeptidase activity. NCBI's taxonomy places the organism in Eukaryota, Apicomplexa, Aconoidasida, Haemosporida, Plasmodiidae. The coding region runs from base 289 to 912 and encodes 207 amino acids.